Molecule: messenger RNA, 5926 nt
Organism: Zerene cesonia (dogface butterfly)
Lineage: Eukaryota; Metazoa; Arthropoda; Insecta; Lepidoptera; Pieridae
Gene: cas
Exons: 27
Coding region: 375-5168 (1597 amino acids)
Biological process (GO): regulation of neuron differentiation; positive regulation of transcription by RNA polymerase II
Cellular component (GO): nucleus
Molecular function (GO): DNA-binding transcription factor activity, RNA polymerase II-specific; RNA polymerase II transcription regulatory region sequence-specific DNA binding
Source: RefSeq, a predicted model, not a curated record
GUUUCCAAGUCUUACGUGGAUGUGGUAAUUUUUUCAGUCGCGUGUCAUAUGCGCGCGCGGCUGCUGUUCCCCGCGAUUCGAAUAUCGAAUCGUAUUUUUCCCCGUUUUCCCGCGCGUCUGACACAAACUUUUUUUUACAGAACUGUGCAUAUUUUAUUUUUUUAAUUGUGUGUGUUGGAUGGUGUGUGAACUUAUACUGUGACAAUAAGUGACAUUGUGAAUGCAAACAACGUUCCUGUUUGGAUGUUUUAAAUAAGAUGUUACUCUUGCGGCUGGUUUAGAAGACUGAAAUAUAUAUUUAUUCGGCCAAAAAAGAUGUAACUGGAUGUCAAACAUUUAUUCUUGGUCGGUCUCGGGUCGUUUGUGAGACAGCGAUGACUACCAUGGCAGCGCACCAAGAAUCUGUACAUGAGCGACUCCAGCCAGGCCCCGAAGAACCCCUCUACCUCCAUGGAGCCUCCUGGGCAGAGACCAACGAUAACCAGGAAGAUCACAGCACCGAUAUGUCCCCCUACUAUAACAUGCCCAAGCGUAACAAAAGAAAGAACUUCAAACCCAGAUGCGCGCCAAAUGCUAGCACAUUCUCCGAUGAAUCUAACGAGCACUGUGAUAAUGAAAGUCCUGUCAAUGGGAAUGACAGAACGACACCAGACAACGCUGGCGACGAGGGUAGUUAUUCGAAAAUAGGCGUUAAGAACUUCAGCCUACUCAAAGGAGGCGCUGUGGAUCUCAGCAGGCGAUUGAGUACAGAUUCCAAUGAAAACAUAGAUUACCAGAACAGACUGUCAGAGGAGAAAAAGGUGGACACGUUUCAGAGGUCGUACAUACAUAGUUUACAGAUGAACGACGUCGAGAAAGAGAGGACAGUAUUGAAUUUCAAUAAUCUACAGAAUAAGACGUUUUGUGCCAAAAACCCCUUCGCUAUAUCGCAGCUAAUUAAAACGAAUUCACCUCCGCGGAGACGGGAUUCGGAUUCUGAUGAGAAUAAGGAUAUCAAUUCGAAUGACAGAGACAACCAAGAUGGUACGGAGGGUCAGCAGAAUGGUGACACGGCCAACAGGAUUUUAAGGGAUUAUGCAAUGAAUACUAUGAAGGAGUUACUGGGUAUUUACGGGUUGUCGUCUAACGAAGUGGCCGAUGCCAUAAGUGGGCAAAUCAGGGCGUUGGAAGCGCUUCAAGGUAAACCCUUCACCCAGCUACCAUUAAGCCUCAAAAGGAGACACGACUCCGGAGACGCCCCUGAACGUAUAAGACGGUCAUCAUCAGCUACAGAAGAUGAGAGCUCUACCAACAUCACCCCUCCGAAGACUCCAGACAAUGAUUUAGAGGCGCAAAGACAACGAGCUCUUCAAAUUAUAAACCACCAAUCAAUGAGGUUGUUUAAAAGCCAAGGUGCUGAAGAAGAUGCUAGUGGUUCUGAAGAUGGAGACCAGACCCUGGAUCUGAGCGUCUCCAGGGAUGGAGAUGGACAGGAACAAUCGACGACAUCUAGCGCUGGUAACAGCGUGUCUGAAUUCGAACAACAAAACAUGUUAAUGAGGAAGAACCUAGAAGACCUAGCUAAUCUACAAAUGCAGGGUUUCUUCCAAAAACAAUCAAUGAUGGACGCUGAAGACUCACAGGAGCGAAAGUUACAAGCCAGUGGUCUGCUAUCAGCGCUAAAUCAUUUGGACCAAGCUCGGAAGAAUUCCCUGCAAACCAACGUCGAUUAUUCUCGAUACGUUAAAAGGUAUAGCUCGACACUAGAAUGCGGGUCGUCAUAUUGCAAGGACCUGGGCUACCGAGAGCACUUCCACUGCAUGGACUGUACGGCAAGAGUGUUCUGCAAGAAGGAAGAGAUGAUCAGACACUUCAAGUGGCACAAGAAACGUGACGAGUCGUUGGCUCAUGGUUUCAUGCGUUACUCCCCGCUGGAUGAUUGCUCCGAGCGCUUCUCCGACUGUCCCCACAACAGAAGCCAAACCCACUACCACUGCAUACAAGAUGGCUGUGAUAAGGUAUACAUAUCAACUUCAGAUGUACAAAUGCACGCCAAUUACCACAGAAAAGACUCAGCUAUCCUCCAAGAGGGUUUUCAGAGGUUCAGAGCAACUGAGAGCUGUGCUGCUCCUCAUUGCAUCUUUGCUGGACAACGGACUACGCACUUCCAUUGUCGGCGACCUGGUUGCACCUAUACAUUUAAGAAUAAAGCUGAUAUGGAAAAGCACAAGACCUACCACAUAAAAGACGAAGCGCUGUCCAAGGACGGCUUCAAGAAAUACAUGAAGAGUGAGGCGUGCCCGUACCGCGAGUGCCGCUUCAGCCGCACCUGCAACCACAUCCAUUGCAUCCGCCCGCACUGCAACUACGUGCUGCACUCCAGCAGCCAGAUCUUCACGCACAAGAGGAAGCACGAGAGGAAGGAGCAGGAAAUGAGCUUCGGACUGCCGACAUCGGUGAUUCAAAGCGCUCUGAUGCAGCAAGGCGCAGACCUCAGCAUGUACUCCCCGAACACGAGUCUACAAAUUGAUGAUGAUAUGUCUGGAUUGGAUGGAGACUAUUCACAUCCUUAUAACCCAGUUUUAGUUGAAGAAUUAUCUCGGAAGUACAUAGAAACUUUUAACGGAAGCAAAGAGGCUGAAGACAAAUGCAGCAAAUGCAGCGCCUUAAACAAGCACUAUCACUGCUUAGCUGAAGGAUGCAAAAUGGCCCAUAGCUGCCACAACACAAUGGUCAAGCACGUGCUUGAGCACGAACAGCAGAACCAAGUGACAGAAGCCUACUUCGUCACGUAUACCAGGAACAAUCCUUGCUCCAACUCCGCAUGCCAACACAUACGGGACAUCACUCACUAUCAUUGCACUUGGGAAAACUGCGGUGCCGUAAUCUUAUCAUCUGAAGACCAGCCAUUCAGGCGUCUAGAGCACCACAGACAGCACGCCAUUCUGAGUCCUAUGUCCCCGAACUUAGCGGCGAGAUUCGCUCCCAACUUCACUCCCCAGCUUUCAGCUCAACUGCACCCAAACGUAGCUGCUCAACUCCAAGUGCCCAGUUUGCCAAACCUUCCGCCAAACUUGGCGCAGUUGGCCCAGAUGGCACCGAACCUUGGCUCUCAGUUGGCACCAAACUUGCAAGCACAGUUGAACCUUGCCCCGAGCCCCAUUGUGCCACAGCAAGUGAAUCCGUCUAGUUCAUUGGAUGAAAUGUUUAGUAGGAAGAGGGGAAGGCCGCCUAAGAAUCGCGUUGUUGAAGUUUGGACGGAUAAUGUGACGCCUCAAGCAAUUUUCACCUCAUUUAAACUACCGAAGAGCAAUCAAAUACCACCAGUUAUUCAAUCACCGGUCAUCACCACUGUUGAAGAGUUUCCUCGCAUUCGCUUCCAACACUUCGAGGUGUUCACAGCACCAGACGUCUGCAGCCAAUACUAUCAGAACUGCCAUUUACGUCACACUAGGCUACACUUGCACUGCUUCAACUGCAGUUUCACAGCUGAAACCCACAUCAUCAUGGAGACACAUAUGAGGGAAUCCCACUCGGUGUCCCCUCUGCUAGAAGGAUUCGAUUAUUUCUCCACUUUCGAGCAAUGUGGUGGAAAGAGUUGCUAUAAGAACCAGUUGAGAUCGCACUUCCAUUGUGCCCAAGGAAACAAUUGUCCAGCAAUAUUGACCCAAUAUUCCGCUUUGGCUACUCAUAAGCAUGGCCGAGGCACCCCCAUUAAGAGUGAGGAUGAAAAACAAUUUGAAGAGGCCAAAGACUAUUCAAUCAAAGAGAGGGCGUCGGCUGAUAGCGUUGGAUCAAAGGACGGAGACUAUCCAACUAAUUUUAUUAUUAAGAAUGAAUUCGAAAAGGAACAGGAUAACGUUUCGGUAGUAAAAGCGACAGGAACGUUCUAUCCAUCUUCCCAUCUCAGAAGCAACACUUCAUCACCAAGAAGCAUCUACGACGCUUCUCCGUCCAAGGAGAAACGACCAGAAUACGACCAGAAGAAAUUGGAAAAGCCUGGUCCCACAAUCCCACCUUCGUGCCACGACCAGGCCUGUCCUCUGAAUAAGACAGCUGGUCAAAUGAACCUACAUUACCACUGCCCGCAUUGUGGCCAAGCAUACGUCGACCUUAAGUUGUUAUUCAGCCACAUGGUCAAGAAACAUAGCAACAUUAUUGAUGCAGGACCAAUUGGACUGGCUGCUACUAAGACUCUGGAACGAGAAUAUCCAGAAAUAUCGAUUUUACCCUCAACUGCCACUUCUUCCUCGGCACCCUCACCGUCACCGAGCCAACGGCCACCAAAUCCCGCUGAACAAGUUCAAGCAGUCCAAAGCCUGUUACUUCAGCAGUAUCUGUCAGGGGGUCGGAAGGGUAGCCUCCAAGAGCAGCUGAAGAUGCAGCAGCAGUACACUGCAUCCCUGGCUGGUCUACCGGGACUCGCUCAAGUAGCUCUGUUCUCUCAGGGCGGUUCCCCCUUCCCCCUUUACCCAGCUAUGAUGUACCCCCCGGAGCUACUUCUAGAACAAAGCCUUCUCCAGUCUCACGGUCUACCACCAGGCUUGGAUAAGGAAGCUGAGCUUAUUGCUAAAUCCCGCCGGAACACGGGCACCCGCGGACCUCACAUGCGAGUGCUGAAGGACGAGCCCAUACCAGAGGGCUACCUUCGCUUCAGAUUCAAUGAGGACUGCGCGUAUCAGCAGUGUGGAUACAGAGAGCAUCAAACCCACUUCCACUGCACUCGAAAAGACUGCGGCUAUUCUUUCUGCGACAAGACGAGGUUCGUCCAACACACGGCUCGACAUGAACGUUUGGACACGUUAAUGGGCGGCGACUUCCAGCAGUACCGCGCCAACGUGUACUGCCAGCGCCCGGAGUGCCCACACGCCUCUACAUUUGGUACAGGGCAGAACAAGGCGUCCCACUUCCACUGCCUCAAGUGCGAGUUCACUUGCACCGACACCAACAAGGUGGUGGCGCACAGGCGCCAGCAUCAGAAGCUGGACUCCAUACAGGCGGCUGGCUUCGAGAAGUUCCCGCCGAGUAAAGGAUGUGGCUACGAGCCGCAAUGUAUUCACAGCAAGAAACAGACCCACUACCAUUGCCUGCAGUGCGGCUUCGCCGUUCUAGGCCUCUCCCAAAUGACGUCACACAAGUACAAACACCAGGAAGCGAACCUUGGACCCUCCACUAGUGCUAUUAACUGACCCACUGCACUCCUACGUGUUACUUUGACUUUUACACUAUAACUUCAAGACACACUAGGGUCAGUUUGUGAAUAUCCCAGUGGUUGAUGAUUUUUUAUUUACGAUAAACGUCCCGCGUAUAAAAUAAUUUAGGGACGCUUUAUGUCAAAAACGAUGUCUGUAUGUUACUGUAUACAUAGUGACUUACGACACUGUUUUGAGUAUAGAUAUUUAGUUAAUAUUCAUAUACUGUGUAUAUAACAAACACAAAAUUAUCCAGUCCGCGUGUAGUCCCUCGGAAUUGUGCCUUAGUCGCAACAUAGUUUCUGAACGAUUUUGUAAAAUACGGCAAUGUGCCAAAAACUAUAAGACUUUGAUUGAAUUUCAAUUAUAAUGUAGCGCAAAGUCUCUUUGAACAUUCGCAUUUUAUACAAAGUAUCAAAGUGUCAAAGUGAAACUGUAAUUUUCCUAAAACCUGACCAAUUGUAGUUGUUAGUUAUAGAAUAUUUAUAUUUAUUACGACCCCGAGAAAAGACAUUUUUACGAAUAGUAUUAUUAAUUUAGGUCUCCUAAAAAUUUUGUAACGAAGGCAAUAAUUAUUGGGUUUGAAACGCCAUUUUGUGCCUCGAAAUGUGACAAUACGUAGAAUCGGGUGGAUUGUAGUUUCUUUUUGUGUUUUUUCUAAAAAAAUUACAAAAAAUAACAAAAAGUAAUCACAAACAUUUAUUCAUUUUUAUUUCUGAUAAAAAAUACAAAAAAUCAAACUACAACCAUCGCAA